CCGCAGGUUUCUCCACAGUCAUGUUCAAAUGGUGUUUUCUUUUAUUCACGCCGAUCCGGGGUGCCUGAACUUCGCGCCACCAGCCAACUCCCCAGCCUUUGGAACUGCUAACGCCCCCAUCGCGUGAGGACGUGAAGUCGUUUCUGGUCUCGCGAGGCGCUCUAGCAUUGCCGGUUACGAUUCGCCCUAUCCCAUUUUUCGGCCAUCCGACGCCAGUGGUCGGCUCUGGCGUUUCUUCUCGCGAUUCACAUCGCAUCAUAUGCUUCCUUGGUCUGAAGGGACUUGCGGAGAAGAAAGCAAGUUAAAAGGUCUCUGAGGCCCGACACAGAUUACUUUCAAAGUCGCCACACAUAUUGAGACUCAGACGGAUAUCUACGAAUACCCUCAAUCUAUCCCAACACUUUCAUCAUGACGGGUUUCGCUCGUGCAAAGGAGGAUAGGCCCACGCCUCCAGAAGUUUAUAACUGGAGAGUGUAUAUGUCCGCUCUAGUUAUCUCUAUGGGAGUACUGGCUUACGGCUACGACUCGGCUUUCAUUGGCACAACGAUUACCCAAAAGAGCUUUCAGCGCGAUUUCGGACUCGUUAGUAUGACCAAGCAGCAACGAAACGAUGUCUCUAGUAAUCUAACAUCGAUAUAUUCGGCUGGUGGCUUUUUCGGAGCUCUCUUUAUGUACCCAUCCCUCGAGCUGCUUGGUCGACGAAUGACCGUCAUUAUCGCGGACGUAAUCUUCCUUGUGGGUGCUGUUCUAUGUACAGUUCCCACACAUCAGCUCGGUUUGGUAUAUGCCGGAAGACUUCUCACUGGCCUGGGCGUUGGUGGCAUCGCAGCGGUGUCGCCCAUAUACAUUGCGGAAAUAUCACCCCCAGCGAUUCGUGGUCGCCUCACUGGAUUCUUUGAAUCCUUCUAUCAGACCGGCGCUGUCAUAGGCUUCUGGAUCAAUUACGGAAUCGUUCACAAUAUCGACCCAAAUAAGUCCAUCGCCUGGCGUAUUCCCAUGGCUGUGCAAUUGAUCCCUGCCGGCCUUCUGGCGAUGAUGAUCCCCAUCCUUAAGGAAUCACCAACCUGGCUUCUCAAGCGUGGCCGCGACGAUGAAGCUUAUGCUGUUUACAGCUUCUUGCGAAACCUACCUGAGGACCACCCUUACAUCGCCGAAGACGUCCACUUCGUCAAGAAUGAAAUUGCGAAGGAGCGUCUCAACCUCACCGGAAACCAGACUGCAUCUUUCAAGGAUAUCGUGAGGGGGGCCUUGAAAGAAAGUUCGAUGAAGGGCAUGCGUAAUCGAUUCCUACUUGUCUUCCUCAUGUUCAUGUGGCAGGCCUGGUCGGGCGCGGCCGCCAUCAACUACUACUCUCCUACCAUCUUCCGAUCCAUUGGUCUUACAGAUGUUACUCUUUGGACAGGAGUAUACGGUAUCAUUAAAGCAGUCGGAUCCAUCAUUUUCUUCACCUUCUUUAUCGAUGCGUUUGGACGAAAGUGGCCUUGGAUCGUCUCUUCUCUUGCAUGCGCCUUCUGCCAGUAUUAUCUUGCAGCUUACAUUGCCAUUGGAAAGCCCAACGUAGAUGUCAAACAAUCACCUUCUACCGUUGCAGGAGGAAAGGCAGCCACCGCCAUGGUCAUGAUCUUUGGUGCCACUUGGUCAUUCGGCGCCAAUGGCCUGCCAUGGAUUAUCUCCGCGGAAAUAUUCCCAUCCUCCCUACGCUCGAUUUCGGGUCCCUUUGCUGGAAUGAGUGUCUGGCUAUGGACAUAUGUCGUAACUCGUGCUCUGCCUAGCAUGUACACUAGCAUGGGCUAUGGUGUCUACAUCUUCUUUGCUUCAUGUCUCGUCUGUGCGAGCGUGUAUGCGUACUUCUUUAUCCAUGAGACGAAGGGCCUUCGUAUGGAUCAGAUGGAUCAUCUUUUCGGUUUCGAACGCCAGACAGUUCCUGGGGCAGUACCCAAUAAAGUGUCAGGAGACGAUUCGAGUGACAAGGAUCACGAAAAGGACGUGAAAGUCGAUGUCAGUCGUAAGGAGGCUGUCUAGACUUAGUCGACUCCAAGACAUGUCUGCACGGUGAUAUAUAGUCCGAGAUCGGAAUCUUCUUCCAUUAGCUACAAAUGCAUAAUACAG
Aaosphaeria arxii CBS 175.79 is the source of this 2109-nucleotide messenger RNA. Its product is annotated as general substrate transporter. The transcript is spliced from 4 exons. Gene Ontology annotation, molecular function: carbohydrate:proton symporter activity. Gene Ontology annotation, cellular component: membrane. Gene Ontology annotation, biological process: transmembrane transport; carbohydrate transport. Bases 409 to 2022 code for a protein of 537 amino acids. The record is from RefSeq and is a predicted model, not a curated record. Lineage: Eukaryota; Fungi; Ascomycota; Dothideomycetes; Pleosporales.